Molecule: messenger RNA, 966 nt
Organism: Synchytrium microbalum
Lineage: Eukaryota; Fungi; Chytridiomycota; Chytridiomycetes; Synchytriales; Synchytriaceae
Exons: 6
Coding region: 1-966 (321 amino acids)
Biological process (GO): box C/D sno(s)RNA 3'-end processing; rRNA methylation
Cellular component (GO): nucleolus; box C/D methylation guide snoRNP complex; small-subunit processome
Molecular function (GO): RNA binding; rRNA methyltransferase activity; histone H2AQ104 methyltransferase activity
Source: RefSeq, a predicted model, not a curated record
AUGUCAAGACGAGGAGGACGCGGUGGAUUCCGUGGAGGCGAUAGAGGAGGCUCACGAGGUGGUUCGAGAGGAGGCUCAUCACGUGGCGGGUUUGGAGGUGGAGGAAGAGGUGGUGGAUUUGGUGCUAGAGGAGGAGGAGUAGCUAAACGAGGAGGCGAUCGUGGUGGCUCACGAGGAGGUUCACGAGGAGGUCGUGGUGCUCCACGUGGUGGCAGAGGAGGUGCUAGAGGCGGUGCAAGAGGUGGUGCAAAAGUCACAGUAGAACCUCAUACUCAUGCCGGUGUAUUCGUUGGUCGUGGCAAAGAAGACUUGCUCUUGACUAAAAACCUCGUACCUGGUGAAUCCGUUUAUGGUGAAAAGAGAAUCAGUAUCGAGAAUGGUGAUGGUACCAAGACUGAAUACAGAGUCUGGAAUCCCUUCAGAUCAAAGUUGGCUGCUGGUAUAAUGGGUGGUCUUGAUAACAUACACGUUAAACCGGGCGCAAAAGUCUUGUAUUUGGGUGCUGCAAGUGGAACAAGUGUCAGUCAUGUCGCUGAUAUUGUCGGACCUGAGGGUCUAGUCUACGCAGUCGAAUUCUCACAUCGAUCAGGCCGAGACUUGAUCAAUGUUGCCAAAAAACGCACAAACGUCAUCCCAAUCAUUGAAGAUGCUCGUCAUCCACAGAAAUAUCGUAUGCUGGUUGGAAUGGUUGAUGUUAUCUUUGCCGAUGUCGCUCAACCCGAUCAAGCUCGUAUCGUUACAAUAAAUGCACACAUGUUUCUGAAGCAAGGUGGUCAUGUUCUUAUUUCAAUCAAGGCCAACUGUAUUGACUCAACUGUAGAACCAACCGUCGUAUUUGCCCGUGAAGUCAAAAAGUUGCAAGAAGAACGUGUCAAACCACAAGAACAAUUGACUCUGGAACCAUAUGAACGUGAUCACGCUUUGGUUGUGGGUGAAUACAGGCCGCUGAAGAAGAAGAAGGAAUAG